Molecule: messenger RNA, 1354 nt
Organism: Bombyx mandarina (wild silkworm)
Lineage: Eukaryota; Metazoa; Arthropoda; Insecta; Lepidoptera; Bombycidae
Gene: loaf
Product: low-density lipoprotein receptor domain containing lost and found
Molecular function (GO): protein binding
Source: RefSeq, a predicted model, not a curated record
UUUGAAUAAGGACGUAUCAUUAUCGUAAUUUUAUUUCGGGUAAUUUAAAAUAUAUUCUGGCAAGAAUGGUUGUGUAGCGUGGUCUGAGUAGUACGCCGGGUUUGUGCGCCUGCGCGGUGUGGGUAGGUCGAUAGCGUGGCUUGGAGACUCAGUGCGCGCCGCGUCGCGCCCCUGCGAGCCCGCGGCCCCGCCAUGAGGGCACGCGAACCGCUAGCUCUCCUUCUAGCGAUAUUCUACGCCGUUAACUACACUUUUGCCGAGAAAAGCAAGUUCUAUUAUAUGGAAUCACUAUGCAAGGACCACUUUCUUCAACGUCAAUACAGAAAGUUAGACGGAGGUGUCCUAUGGUCAAGGAACGAGAGGAAUCUGGACUGCACUGUGACUUUCCAGACGCACAGCAUCCUCCAGAGGUUCAUGCUGCAUUUCGAUCUACUGCAAUUGGAUUGCAAUGACCAUCUCUACGUGUACGACGGGGCGCAUGCCACCGCGCCGCCGAAGGCUGACUUAUCGUGCCGGAACACCAAGCAGCAGGUCGGAGCCCUGUUCACGCGCAGCAACUUCGUGACCCUGAAGUACGUCACUGACAACUGGGGCACGGACGCGAAUGGCUUCAAGCUCGUCAUCACUGCAGUCAAAGAUCCUAUUCCAGAGCACGGCUGCAAGGAGUUCAGGUGCAAGCAGAGAGAGUUCUGCGUGAGUGCAGAUCUAACCUGCGACGGCGUGGACCACUGCGCCGAUGGUUCAGAUGAAGACACGGUCGCUCUAUGCCCAGAGAGCGGCGGUAGCGGUUCGAGCAGCACGUGGUUGGUGGUGGCGGGAGGGGCCGGGCUGUUGCUGGCGCUGAUCGCCGCGACCCUCGGCUGCUGUCUCUGCCGACGCCGCGCUGCCAACCGCCGCACGCAUCUACAUUUACAACAGAUGAACGUGAGUAACGGCGGCGGGGCGGGCGCGGCGCCGGAUCCGGGCGUCGGCACGCGGCUGCCGGGAAACUGGGCGCUCCCUGCGGGCCCGCGCGGGUACAGUGUGGCGCGGCCGGGCCGCCUCCGGGCGCGGGCGGCGCGGUGAGCGCGCUCGCGCACAAGGACGAGUGGUUCGUGUGACCACGCGGCCCGGCCGGGCCCGCAGGGCGGGGGCGCCGUACCGGCCCCCGAGCCGCCGGCGAUCGCGAUCUAUCCGACGCCGCUCUAUCUAUGUAUGUCCUACCUGAUUUAGCGACAGUUUUUUUUAGGUGAAUUUUUACUCGUUUAGUGGAGACGCGCCAGGCGUCUCGUGGCUGUCCAGUCUUUGGUGUUAACGAAUAACGCAAUGUAAAUUUAUCAAUAUAACAUUAAACAUUUUUGGCUUAUUGUUCGUA